Durusdinium trenchii is the source of this 1050-nucleotide messenger RNA. The record is from the annotation of a GenBank genome assembly. Lineage: Eukaryota; Dinophyceae; Suessiales; Symbiodiniaceae.
AUGGGGUCUUCCAGUGCUUCUCGUGCUGGGAAACCCUUUGAGUUCAAUUGGACUAUGACCUUUGCUGCUUUCAAAGGAGAUUGGGAGGCGAGGCAACAGGUCCACCGCCUCAACAGAUUUUACGCUACCAAGUACAUCUGUGAGCACUGCUGCGCGUCGUACGAAGAGCACAACACAUUUGGUGAUUUCCGCAGCAACGCCAACUGCUUGUCACUACGGUUCACACACGAACAAUACUUGAUGAUGUCUCCGCCCAGCCCAUGGAUUUGUGUCAGGGGUUGGACCAAGGACCGUAAUUUAGAAGAGCCUCCUCCGGUCAACAAGUUUUCUGACUUGCUCCAUGUACUUCAUCAGGGUGUCGCCUGUGUUGUGAUCCCUGCACUGAUUUGCAGCGGCCUUGAGAGCAAGCAUCCUAGUUUGACUUUGUCUGAGUUGGAUACAUUGCUCCAGAGAGAGGUCUACUUACACUACAAAAGUUGGUGUCGCACACAUGCAAGAAAGUAUACAGCUACAUCGUUCAGAUUCAAUGGGAAGAGGUUUUCCAAGCUGGGUUGGGCUGACUUUCCGGAGUUGUCAAGCCACUACAAGGCGGCAGUAGUUAAAACCAUGAUGUUCUGGGCUAGUGACUACAUGAAAGACCAGGACCAGGAAGGCAAUGUUCCCAACUCAAGACUACGCUGGCUUUGCAUGCACUCCUUCGCCAAGUUCCAAUAUUUUAUAGAUGAAGGGGGACCUUUUUUUGGAGAUCAGGAGGUGACUCUUGUAACUCGCUAUGGGCAUGCAGCAUUAUUGUUCUACCAGGAACUGGCAGGACAAGAUCGUGCUCGAACGGACGGGCGUCGUUUUCUGAAGAUCACCCCGAAGUUCCACUCGUUGCUCGAGAUGUUAUUGUACGUCAAAAAGACAAGACGCAAUCCAAGGUUUGAACACAACUACCAAGACGAAGAUCUCAUGCAGCACAUUGGCAAGAUAGCAUCACAGACCCAUACACAAACAAUGGCUGCAGUGACGCUGGGUCGCUACAGGGCAUGGGUGGAGCUGUUCCUGUAG